Parnassius apollo (apollo) is the source of this 528-nucleotide messenger RNA. NCBI's taxonomy places the organism in Eukaryota, Metazoa, Arthropoda, Insecta, Lepidoptera, Papilionidae. The record is from the annotation of a GenBank genome assembly.
AUGCAAUGGAUCGCUGACACCAACCAGUUCUGUGAGUUUUAUGCUGAGGUGCGACAUCUACUUGGUAUGUCCUCUAUGGCGAAAGUUCCACUGAAUUCAACUAGUGGUGAAGCGCUUUUUAAAAGCAGGGAGGAAAUCUCGAGCGAUGAGCGGAGCAUUUUGAACACCCUGCCUAACGUGGAUCAUUUUGUUGAUCUAGACCACGUUCGCUGCCUACCUCAACAACAACCUUUCGCCAUCCAACUCGAUGAGCCACUUUUCUUGCCUGACGAGGUUGCUCUUGCCAUUAAGCAACAGCAAAAUAAACGAGCAGGUGGUGUUGAUUCUAUACCGGAUGAAUUAUUGAAGUAUGGCGGUGGGGAUCUUUAUUCGGCGAUAUGGGAACUUUUUGUCGUUACGUGGGUCUCUAAUACUUUUCAGGACAGAGACGUUAAAGCUUUGGAAAAAUCAAGUAAAAACAAAUUAAAACAACCUGUAGGGAUAUCAACAUCACCGUUUCCAAAAAACUGUUACGAAUAUUUUCUUUAA